Rhagoletis zephyria (snowberry fruit fly) is the source of this 2764-nucleotide messenger RNA. RefSeq names its product ell-associated factor Eaf-like. Lineage: Eukaryota; Metazoa; Arthropoda; Insecta; Diptera; Tephritidae. The record is from RefSeq and is a predicted model, not a curated record.
AUGUUGGCGCGAACACCGACAAUCGACACNCACGCCACAUGCCGUCAGUGGACGCGCCGUCAAAAUGGCUGCCAGUCUGCCAGAUGUGGUCGACUCGGAGAAUAGCGCUUCAACGAACAUACAAAACGUGUUGGCAGCGCCGCUGGUUCAGUCCGCCUCGACGCGAACCGCCACUGUUAGCGCGUCAACUACGUAUCACCGCGGCAGUGGCAGCAGCAAUCGUAACAGCACGUCCUCGCACAUAAAUCACAAGAGUGCAACCACAUUUGCGCAUUCGCAUGCCAGUAGUCACAUUAGCGAUGGCGUUGGCAUAAGUGACACAGUUAUGCUGGACACGUCCGCACCGGCUGCCAACGGUGAUAUCGAUGCCGACGCCGAUGUAGAGGAAAAAUUGCUGCCCUUCCAAACGGUGAUCUAUCACAACACCAAGGAAGGUCAUGGCCCGCAAUCUCGAUCGAUAUCGUACAGCUCGUUAUCGCAAAAUGUCGAUGAUUUGCAUACAUGGCGGCACUCGGGCAUUUUGGCCGAAGCACAACGCAAUGUCAGCGAGAGCUUAACGCCUAUAACGCGCGCGGAGUUGGCGCACACCUCGGAACCGGCUAAGUUCUAUUCCGUGCCAUCGAAAAUGUACAGCGAACCGUCAAAGUUUUACUCAGAGCCAGCCAAGGUUUACUCCGAGCCGGCUAAAGUUUACGGUGAGCCCGAGAAAUUUUAUUCGGAACCUGCCAAGGUGUAUGGACAACCAUCAAAGUUUUAUUCCGAGCCGGCGAAAGUAUACUCACAGCCAUCCAAAGUCUACGGCGAGCCAGCAAAAACGUAUUGGUCUCCAAGUGCCGGCGUGCCUAUCGUAACUACUUCCACCACAACCACUAGCACAACCAGUACAUCAUCAAAUUCAACAACAACAACAACGGUCCGACCGGGACGUUACAUGCCUUCACGUCGUCCGGCGAUCGUGUCACGCAUUGCUUUUGGUGAGGCACAAACUUCCACAACAGCAACACUUGCCAUCGACGAACACGCACCAGCAACAAUGCCAGUUCCCACUGCUCAUCAUCAUCAUCAAGAACACCACGCGCAUCACCAGCCGCAACACACACGUUUUCAUCCACAUGCCCAUAGUCAUGGUGCGCAAAAUUCGCCGCAUGGUGAGCAUUCUACACAUGGUUCAGCGUAUGCCCACUCGCAUUCGGCAACAGCAUCGCAACCUGCUCAACCGCAGUCACAAUCACAGUCACAUUCAGCGCAAUCGCAGCCACGUCGUGUACUCUUCAACUUAGAUAAAUUACCGUAUGAUUUAUUGAAUGCCCCAGUACAAUCAUCGCAACAUCUCUUGAAUCCCGACUUCUCGCACAGCCCACCAGCGGCUGUAACCUACUCGUCGCCCAGACAACGUCAAUGCCUGGAGUCCGCCUUCUCAGCGUCACUGUCUCAAUCAGCCUUGCAACAGCAACAGCAACUGCAGCAGCAACGUCAACAUUCAUCAUUGUCGGACCAACAUUCUAAUCAAAAUGCCAAAGGAUUGCCUAAUGGAGAUCUAGUCAAGUGUGUUUCCAAAUACAACCAGCCAUCGGCGGCAGCAGCAGCAGCAACGCCAACGGAGAGUAGCCAUCAUGGCGGCGACGACGAUGACUUGUAUACGCCGACCCCAGAGCAAAAUUACGAAAUAGAAGAAUCCGUAAGUGUUAUGACAAACGGACGAGCCCACGGUGUACAAGGCAAUUCAGCGGCGACGACAACAGCAAAGCCAUACCGCGGUGGGAUACACCAUCAACAGCAGCAGCAGCAUCACUAUCAUGGCAACGCCAACGCAAAUAGCAAUUUGGACAACAAUUACGAUGACAAUGGUGGUGGCGGAGACGAUGGUAUUGAUACGGAUGGCAGCAAAACUGGCAACGAAGACGAGGAUGCCAAAGUGGCGUAUGUAGUGGAGGGACGCAACUAUCGCAAGUAUCGCGUGGAGGAGAAGACGGACGAUGGUUUUAUUGUUGGCGAGUACGGCGUGGUGGACCAUAAUGAUGGAAAUUUGCGCGGCGUGCGUUAUACCGCCGAUUCGACCAUCAAUCGCAGUCUGAUACAAAAGGCGUUGUUGACAUUUCUUAAGCUCAAGUAGUCAAAUGGGCUUUGAGAAAAAAUGUUGGUAAGACGACAUUGUUGCAAAGAGGUGUAUGGCGUUUGGCGUUUGACGAAUGGUGUGUGGUGAGUAUUGAAUGUUUGGUCAGUUGGCAAGCAGAUAGCGCAUGGCGGAUGGCGUGGUGACAGGCGACUUUGCAAAGGUGGCAAUGUGGUGUGAGUGCGCAGGCGCCAAAGAUCAGCGUGUACGACUGCAAGCGCAUCUCCAACGUAAGCGAAAGAGAUGCGAAUUGCUGCCGCGCAUGAUGUGAUCACCGAAAUUAUUGAGCGCUUUGCGAAGUUGUGCUUGGAGACGAUUUGGCGUGUAUGUGCGAACUGAAAUUGAAACCGAUGCCAACGACAACGCCAACGUCUAUGCUAAUGGCGAUGCCGAUGCCGAUACCAUGGCGGUUAUGUGCGCCCAUUGUAGACACAGUGUCGUUGAACACAAAGUAUUUCUUGUCUAUUCCUUGUGAAUUGUUUAUUUUUAUUUUUUUGAAUUUUUAUUUUUAUGUUUUGUACUUUUGUUUAAACCCCAUUAUUUAGACAAGCUAAAAAUAUGUGAUCCAAAUCGUACUGUAGGUAGUUUAAAACGAAUACACCACUACAUUUGUAUGUAUAUAAAAAAAUAGUUUGAUAAGAAAAUUGAACA